Ramularia collo-cygni is the source of this 1401-nucleotide messenger RNA. RefSeq lists its product as uncharacterized. NCBI's taxonomy places the organism in Eukaryota, Fungi, Ascomycota, Dothideomycetes, Mycosphaerellales, Mycosphaerellaceae. The transcript has a single exon. The coding region runs from base 1 to 1401 and encodes 466 amino acids. The record is from RefSeq and is a predicted model, not a curated record.
AUGGAUCUCUCUAUCCCGCCGAUAGUGCGCGGUGAGUUCAUAUAUCGAGAUGUGCUUCUAGUCGAUGCCGGUGGAGAUGGUAAGAGACAUCCGUGCGCUGCCGAAAGCGAGAUCAAAGCCAUACUCUCAGGCAAGGCAAAGGACAUGGUGGGCCAUUGGUGGGAAGCGCAGCUCAUCCACUACGGACUCAACCGCUCGAAGGUAAAGGACACUUGCAAGGUCCGCCUCCAGCAGGCCAUUGGCCAGGGCAAGCUCAAGCAACAGCCGCCGCAUCUGUCUGAUAUGGAGGGUCAGAUGAAACGGGAAUUUGCUGCCGCUGUUCGCAAAGCGAAAAACCAAACUAAGUCGCAGGGAAGCACUGUACAAGGCAAAAAGCGCGCAAGGGAAGACGACAAUCCGUCGUCAAGUUCUAAGAAGACCAAGAUUUCGGUCAAGGUGAAUGGAGUCGAAAUCGAAAUCGAUCAGUCGUCUUCAAACAAUCAACCGACAACAAAAACAGCACGGCCAAACAAAAGUGACAAGUUGGCUGCCACCAAAGCAGAUGUAGGAAAAAAGCCCUCCGCUGCGAAAACGAGCAAGGAAUCAACUCCAGCAAAAGCUGCUCCCGCGAAGUCCGCCAAGAAGAACACGUCAACCCCCAAAGCGACAUUAGCUUCCCAAAAGACCCAAGCCGUAGGAUCAGGUACCGCCGAAACAACUUCAUCCGCUUCUUACGCGCAUCACCCAGACAAUGUAUUCCAGACGCCAAAAUCCCAAACGGCUAAAGCAACUAUCAAACGAGAGCCAAAGGUCAAGUCCGAGCCUGGCACUUCCGCCAGCCGCCCCUCUGCUGUCAAGAAAGAGCCAAAGAUCAAAACCGAACCAGGUAUCAAUCGUGCCUCGCCUAUCAAGCAUGAAGGCUAUCUCUUCGAUCCAGAUGCAAUGGACACCAGAGCCGACAUGUCUGAGAGGCAAGUCAGCGUCACAGGCGUUUACAAUCUCUCAUGCGAGCAGAUUACUGAUCAGCUGCCACGCGCCAUUGACACGCUUCGUCUGUUCAUAUGUGUGGAUCACGAGACUGGAACUACUUGGGGUGCAUUCGAGCUUGCCAUGAAAUCAGGCGUCAUCAAGAUUGAUGAUAUUGGCGUGGAGCGAAAAUUGUCGUUCGGCUGGCGCUCCCGGGAUAGUGAGACUGGGAGGCUGCAAUUCGGCAAGGGCUGUUUCGGAGACAUUGCGUUCUAUGGUGAUGAACAGGUGCGUGGAUGCUUCUACAACCUCUUCCCGAUGUUUGGUAUGUCGGGAGUGUCAGCACCUGCGGAGUUUGUGGGCGAGCGGAGGCCUGGCCCAUUGUGGUGCGGGAGGAGUGCGCCGAGUUUCAGAGAGGAAUGGGACGGAUUUGUGAAUGAGGCAUAUGGACGCUGA